Zingiber officinale is the source of this 4111-nucleotide messenger RNA. RefSeq lists its product as uncharacterized. The record is from RefSeq and is a predicted model, not a curated record. The coding region runs from base 1403 to 3910 and encodes 835 amino acids. The transcript has 5 exons. Lineage: Eukaryota; Viridiplantae; Streptophyta; Magnoliopsida; Zingiberales; Zingiberaceae.
CUGCUGUCUCGAUCCGGUGCACGAUAAAAGCAAAGCCAAGUCACUUCUUCCCCAACUUAUCUCUGGCUCUCUCUCUCUCUCUCUCUCUCUCUCUCUCGCCCACUUCACGCGGCGGCGGAGGCGGCCGGAUUUUACCUCGUAGCGGCGGCGAAAGGCGACGAGGAGGGAAUAUGGACCCCCUUUUAUGAUCCCCUGGCUUUGUUCUCGAUCUGCGUUUCCCCUUUGCAUUUGGAUCUGGAUUCCUUGUGUGAGCACGCAGUACUCACCUUCUAGCUUUUCCCACUCGGAUGUGGAAAGUUGGGGCCCAGUAUAUCGCUGCCUGCAGGAAUGCUGCAUUCCGUGUGGGUCGUUUUGACCUUCAGUUCUGCUUUCUGGGCUUAAAGUUUGAGAAUUUCGCCAAGCUUUUUCUCCCUUCCUCUGGGUUGCUGGAAUAGUGGGGGUGAUUGAUUGAUGCGCACUGUUGAACCAGUUUUCUGUUCCGUUUAUUCUUCGUCUCGCAGUUGUUGGAGGGAUGAUUUUUCGUGAUUCUCCGUAAUGUGUCGGUAAACGUUGGGUUCGGGUCGCUGUUCGAAGUGUGUUCGUAGCGAUUCUCCUGGAAUCCGUGCGCGAUGCGUUUCCCUUGGAACUAUGCUUGCCUUUUUUAUUGCAACUUUUUCACAAGAAAACUACUUGACCGAUAAAGUUCGGUACGAUAAUUUGGCCUUGUGUUUUUUCAGAAAUCUUUAUUGUUUCCCCCGUAUUAUAUCAUCCUCCAGGGUUGUGGCUCGAUCAAGUUUUUGUUUUUGUUUUUGUUUUCCUAAGCGAUGUCACUUCUUUGGCAACAAAGUUUUUGCAGAAUCCUUGAUUGUAUCUACCUCACUGCCUUAAGUGCCUGCUUUUAUUUCGUUCUUUCCGCUUUUUAGUUCCUUAUUUUAUUCUAUUUUUUUCCUUUGUGGUCUUGCUGCCUGAUGAUUAGCUUUUAGUCUCAAGAAACAAUCUUGCAAACUUUUCAUAUUUGUUUAAUCCUCAGGAAACCCAAUGAACGUCUUCCAGAGCUCGUGGGAGCUACAGAAUCCGGAAUCUUUUUCAGGAUGCAUGAGAAAGAUGAUUAGCAUGCUUAACUUGAGCGCCGGCAUGGCCAGAUCCAGACUUCUUACUGAGAGGCCACAUCAAGCGUGUAUGCAAGUUUGAUCACAGUGCACUUGGGUUCUUUUCUCUGUCUAAGACUGUAUGUUUAUCCAUAGAUGUACAUAUUUGCUAAAUUUAUUAGCGACUCCUCCCUCGCGUCUUCUAAGCUGCUAAAGGUGUUUCCAAUGUGAUAAAGAGGUCAAUAUAUCCUGUCGCGGAGGAUACGGGGAAACAAAGAAGAAGUGAACAAAGGAGUCGCUUUCUCAACAAAAUAUCAGGCAGAACUCAGGUUAAAAUGCUCAUAUCACAGGAAAUGUGUGGUGAUACAGGGUCUAGAGAGAAGCCACCAAGUGUGAUUGCAAGAUUAAUGGGUCUUGAUUCUAUACCAGUGCAGAAAUCAGAGACGAGCAGGGGUAAAGUAAAAGGCAAUAGCAAUGCUUUGACUGGUGAGUUAACACAAUGCCAAUGGCAGGAGGGAAACUAUGUUGGAAAACCCAAUGAUGAGGAUAUAGAUGCAUAUGAAGUAGAAACACCAAGAAAGGAUAUUUGGAUUGAAGAGCAAUCUCUGCAGAAGGUAAGAGUUGAUGAGAAUUCAAAUCAAAGAAGAAUGGUUCUUGUUCGGGAGAAGUUUCUAGAAGCCAAACGUUUGGCCACUGAUGGUAAGCUUGUGGAUUCUCAGGAAUUCCAAGAUGCAGUUGAGGUUCUGAACUCAAACAGAGAUUUAUUUAUUAAAUUUCUAGAAGAAUCAAACUCAGUGCUCACAAAAAAAGUCUUGAAGCAACAGGAUCUCUCUCUACCUUCUCAGACAACUCUUAUAACUGUGCUGAAACCUUCCAAUACCAGGGACAGUAAAGGAAACCAGCUCAUUGAAAACCAGCUUUUAUCUGAUUCUAAUGGAAGUAUAGGAAAGAGAAAUAGGCAUUAUUGGAGCACUGGUUCCUGUGAGCCAAUGCAAGAUGCUUUAUCUCAAGGAACAAGAAUAGUUGUUCUAAAGCCCAUCCCAGGGAAACCCUUUGACACAAAGACCAUACUUCCUAGCAAUUUACCAAUAUUGCUAGAUACACAUAGCUCUAAUGGAGAUCUGAUCAUUUCUGAUGAAUUGGCAAAUUCAAGAAAAGCACUUGAGGAAGUAAGUGAGGAUGAGGAAGGAACCUUGUGUAGCAACACAAAAUAUGAAGCCUUGUCUUCCUCUGUUUUGUCAAAUGGAUACAUUGGUGAUGAGAGUUCAUUCAAUAGGUCAGAUUGUGCGUAUUUGGAAGAUGAGAUUGGCAGUAGAAGUCAGUCUGAUGUUGCAACUUCAGCCAUAGAGUGUUGGGAUUACAUCAAUAAAAUUGGUAGUCCACUGUCAACCUCAUCCUCUAAUCAAACAUCACAUUCUCCUGAAUCAUCAGUAAUUAUAGAAGCCAAGAAAGGGUUUUCAGAGAGGCUAGCUGCAGUAGAAUCCAAUGUUAAUUUUCAAGAAGCAAGGCAUUUGAAAACCAACAGCACCUUAGGGGAGAUGUUUGCCAUUCCUGAGUCAAUGAAAGAAGGUAACAAUGAAGACCUUCCUCAUUCCACUGAAUCAUUUGACGCAGAAGAUGCCUUGAAUGCACCUUCAGGAUUGCUGCCUUCAUUUGGGAUCAAUGACAAACAUCCUGAGGAAAAUUCCCAGCAGAACUUGUUGAGAUUUAAGCUUCUCCCAGUUUCUACUUUAGCUCAUAGAAUUCAUGAGUUUAAUGUUGGGACCUCUGGUUCCUCAAUGACGAAACCCAUUGUUCAAGCAGUGGUUCCCAAGUCAAAUAACAGGAAAUUAUCAUUCAAGGGUAUGGUCUCAAGUUUUUUCUUCCCUAGAAGCAAAAGACCUAGCAGAGACAAACCUUCUAGAGCUGCGUCUGUUUCUGAUGUUUUAUCAUCCUUCAAUGAUACUUUUGUACCACGGAUUGACGGUGGUACUCCUAAUGAAUCAUAUGACAGAUCAACUGAAAUGUUGAUGCUUCCAAUGGGUGUUUCCAAGGAAAAAUCUGGAACAUGUGGAAUCCUUACUGAAUACCAGGAUAAGUCUGUCCAUAAUUCAGCUUCAGAAGACAUGUUACUAUAUGAUGCCUAUGAUAGUUUGUCUGAGUCUUCAGGACCGAUGGCCGUUGCUGGAUGCCCAUCAGCAGUGUCUAGGUCUCCACUAAUCAAAUCUGUUGUUCGCUCGUUAUCACGUUGCACCUUUCACUUGGACUCGGAAUCAACAAAAUUGUCAAACCCUUUUAUGGUCUUCAUGAAGGCAGAUGAAGAGUAUGAACAAUUUGCAUUUCUCCAGAAACUGCUAUCUUCCUCUGGAAUCAACAACAAUAACCAAAUGGUUUAUGGCGGGUGGUAUUCGCUAGAUUGUCCUUUGAAUCCGUCUCUACUGUCUGAGUCCCUGCACAUGGAAGACGGAGAAGAUAAAUGCCAAGAGAUGUGCUCAAGCAAAAGGCUGUUGUUCGAUUCCAUAAACACGGCAUUGUUGGACAUCGGGCAGCUCGUAUUAUUUACCACCACCUAUCCGUGGAACCAAGGACGGGUUCACGGACCUUGGAAAGACAGUAAAGGAGAUGCCACAGUGGCGGAGCAAGUCUGGGCAAUUGUUAAAAAAGGGUUAGCAGGUGACAAGUGGGUACCAAAGGAUCCCUGCAGCGGUAGCAACAUGGUAGAUGGGUUGGUGAAGGAAGAGGUGGCAGGAAGGCAAUGGGAUGAAACAAGGUGGUUGGAAGUGUGUGAAUUCAGCAAGGAGAUUGGUGGGAAGGUGUUGGAGGAGUUGGUCGAAGAGUCUCUGUCUGAAUUAUCCCCUCAUUGACCUAUCCAGGGUAUCUCGUUCCACAUUUUCUUGUGUAUUCUUUUCAGUGGCAUCCACUAUUGAAGGUUGCUAUUCUCUUUGUCCUUGACAGGGUACUACUGUAUUCCCUCAAUCCAACCCGAACCCCAACCUGUAAUGUGUGUGCAUUAUUUGAUACUUGGUGCUAAUUCAUUAAUUAGAGCUCUGUUUUUUUUUCUUCUA